AUGUCUUAUGGAUCCAUCACCGGCAGAGGUGGCCUGGGGAGUCGUGGCGCUUUCGGGGGACCCUCCAGACAAGGUUAUCAGCCCCUAGAGUGCGCUAGAUGUUGGACCGAGUAUGGAAUCCGCCACUUCCCCUGCCCACCACCAGAGAGCAAGCCACAGGACCCCUCUGUGGGCAAGGAUGGGGAAGGUGAUCUGGGGCCGGCGGGCACACCCAGAGUCCCAAGGGCCAGGAAGCAAGGGCCAGGGGUUGUCCCUGAAGGCAGCCAGACGCUGGAGCCCAUCUCCCCACCUGCCACUGGCCCAAGGAAGGACUCGGCUGCUGGGCCCCCUGGCCGAGGGGUGGUGGGACCCAGCAUCACCCGGGCCAAGAAGAGGAAGCCCAACUUCUGUCCACAGGAGACCGAGGUGCUGGUGUCCAAGGUUAGCAAGCACCACCAGCUGCUGUUUGGCACGGGGCUGCUGAAGGCCGAGCCCACCCGCAGGUAUCGUGUGUGGAGCCGCAUCCUGCAGGCUGUCAAUGCGCUGGGCUAUUGCCGCCGUGAUGUUGUUGACCUCAAGCACAAGUGGCGGGACCUGCGAGCUGUUGUGCGGCGCAAGCUGGGCGACCUUCGGAAGGUGGCCCACGGCUCAGGCUCUGACAAGCCCCAGGCCCUGGCCCUCACGCCUGUAGAGCAGGUGGUGGCCAGGACCUUCUCCUGCCAGGCCCUGCCCUCUGAGAGCUUUGGCCCAGAGCCUCUCACAGCCACCCAGGUUGAUCCUUGUGACCUCCAGGAGCUGUUUCAGGAGACGUCGGCCAAUGUCUUCCGCAUCAACUCCAGCGUGACUUCCUUGGAGCGGAGCCUCCAGUCCCUGGGUACGCCAAGUGACACACAGGAGCUUCGGGACAGCCUGCACAUGGCGCAGCAGGAGACCAAUAAAACCAUCGCGGCCAGCGCCAGUGCUAUGAAGCAGAUGUCAGAGCUUCUGCGUGGCUCCUGCCUGGCCUUCUGUUUGCAGCAGGAGCGUCUGCAGCUGGACCGGCUGAAGACUCAGCUCUCAGGUGCCAUUCAGCGUUAUGGAGGGGUGCAAAAGAAAAUUGCAGAAAAGUCCAGAGCACUGCUUCCCACGGCACAGAGGGGUGGCAAACAGAGUCCUCAGGCCCCUUUUGCGGAGCUGGCUGAUGAUGAGAAGAUCUUCAAUGGGGGUGACAACAUGUGGCAGGGCCAGGAGCAGGCGCUGCUUCCAGAUAUCACUGAGGAGGACCUGGAGGCCAUCCGGCUGCGGGAGGAGGCUAUCCUGCAGAUGGAGAGCGACUUGCUGGACGUGAAUCAGAUCAUCAAGGACUUGGCCUCCAUGGUGUCGGAGCAAGGAGAUGCUGUCGAUAGUAUUGAAGCCAGCCUUGAGGCUGCGUCCUCGCAUGCGGAGGCAGCCAGCGAGCUCCUGGCUGGAGCCAGCCGGCACCAACUCCAGAGACGCAAGAUCAAGUGCUACUUCCUGUCGGCUGGAGUCACCGUCCUGCUGGUCAUCAUCCUCAUCAUUGCCACCUCUGUCCGAAAGUGAUGCCACCUGUGGUGGAUGCCGUCACCUGGCCCACGGUGGGCCAGAGAGAGCUUCGCCCCUGCCUGCUGCCCUGCCCUGUGCUGACGCCACCCACCUC
Messenger RNA from Galeopterus variegatus (Sunda flying lemur), 1636 nucleotides. It is a transcript of the gene TSNARE1, whose product is annotated as t-SNARE domain containing 1. Gene Ontology annotation, cellular component: membrane; nucleus. Lineage: Eukaryota; Metazoa; Chordata; Mammalia; Dermoptera; Cynocephalidae. Gene Ontology annotation, biological process: vesicle-mediated transport. The coding region runs from base 1 to 1539 and encodes 512 amino acids. The transcript is spliced from 13 exons. The record is from RefSeq and is a predicted model, not a curated record.